AUGGAUGCGCUGCUCACUAAAGGCGACCUCGGUUGCUUCGUGAACGUCUUCUUCAACAUAUCUGGCACCGUGAUGGGUAUAGUCGCGUCAUUUCAGUUAGUCAUGCCGAAGGGGAAUACUGCACUUGUGAACAAGAUCAUAUUCCAGAGGCUUACGCCAGUUCGCCGACCCGCAGAAGAUGGCAUGGGCGGCCUAGAGGCGAUGGCCGGCGGAUAUGAGAAGAUCUUGGCUGGCAUGACGGUGACAAUGCUGGCUGGAAACUUUUAUUAUGCCUGGAUGGCGAAGCGUCUUAUGAAAUCCACUGGUCGCCAGGAUGUCACGGCAUUGCCGUACGGCAUCAACACGCCAGCCGCUUUUGCCUUCAUCUUCAAUGUAAUAGGCGUAAGUGUCAGGAACAUGCUGGAGCAGGGCGAGAAGAGCGAAGACGACAUACAAUUGGCGCUGCCGGCGCCUGGACGGCCUCCUCAGGGGCAGCGCUAG
Molecule: messenger RNA, 480 nt
Organism: Prorocentrum cordatum
Lineage: Eukaryota; Dinophyceae; Prorocentrales; Prorocentraceae
Source: the annotation of a GenBank genome assembly